Molecule: messenger RNA, 957 nt
Organism: Neolamprologus brichardi
Lineage: Eukaryota; Metazoa; Chordata; Actinopteri; Cichliformes; Cichlidae
Product: catechol O-methyltransferase domain-containing protein 1-like
Molecular function (GO): S-adenosylmethionine-dependent methyltransferase activity; O-methyltransferase activity
Source: RefSeq, a predicted model, not a curated record
CGCGUAGUAUUACGGUACAGUGGCGAGGAAACCCGGAAGAGCUCAAACAGCGCUGAAUUUGUGAAAGAAAUGUCAUUUCGUAUCGUUUCUAAAGAAGUGCUGGUGGGCUCCAUCACGCUUGGUGUUGUUUUUGUUGCCGGCUAUUUUAUCGGAAGAAAGAAAUCUUCCAGAAUGAGCAUCUCCAAAAGUCACUGCGGGGGGAAAGACAAUCCACUGUUACAGUAUGUUGUCAAUUACUCCGUGAGGGAGCAUCCGGUGCUGAAAAAACUCAAACUGAGAACAAUGGAAGACUCCUGGAACGUGAUGAUGGUUGCCUCUGAAGAGUCACAGUUGUUGGCCAAUUUGGCCAAACUAAUAAAAGCAAAGAAAGCGAUAGAGAUUGGAGUUUAUACAGGUUACAACACACUGAACAUGGCACUGGCCUUGCCUGAAGAUGGAGUUGUGAUAGCAUGCGAUAUCAGUGAAGAGUACACCAACAUUGGUAAACCCUUCUGGAAAGAGGCUGGAGUCGAGAAAAAAAUUGAUCUGCGCAUUCAGCCAGCACUGAAAACUUUAGAUGAUCUCCUGUCUUCUGGCCAAGCAGAAACAUUUGACUUCAUCUUCAUCGAUGCUGACAAAGUUAACUAUGACAACUACUACGAGAAGUCUCUGCAGCUGUUGAGAAAAGGAGGCGUCAUUGCUAUCGACAAUGUGCUGUGGGGUGGGAAGGUGCUGAAUCCAUCCCCAGAUGACGCAGACACUGUGGCCAUUGACAAGCUGAACAGGAAGCUGUACAGAGAUGCCCGAAUUAAUCUGAGCAUGUUGACAGUAGGAGAUGGAGUCACCCUGGCCAUCAAAUUAUAGUGCACAUCUGAGAGGUGCAACAAUUUAUACACUUUAUAGGAAAACACUGGGUAACUGCUAGUGCGCAGUACUUAAGUUGUACAACAGGAUUUGAUUAAAAAAAAAUUAAAAAAA